CCCGAUUUCUCCAUCUAUUAUAUCUCAGUCUAUAGCUCUUCAGUUCCUCUCAAUUUCUUCAAAUAUUUAAGUGCAAAGAAAGUCAUGUCUUCCUCAGUUAUUCAGUUGGAGUGUCAGUGCAACGACUACCCUUGGGGUAAAGUGGGAAGAGACUCAUUAGCUGCUCAAUAUGCUGCAUCAGCACCUGGCGGCCAUUUCAAGAUUGAUGAAAAGCCAUGGGCCGAGAUGUGGUGCGGGACUUAUCCUACCACUCCAUCCCUCGUUCUUGGUACUCGCGAGGACCUUCAGAAGCACCUCAAUGCCAAUAAGGAAAAGCUUAUAGGGAAGCCAAUCCUCAACAAGUUUGGGACUGAUCUUCCAUACCUCCCAAAGAUUCUUUCCAUUGCGAAAGCUUUACCCCUUCAGAUCCAUCCUGACAAGGACCUUGCAGCUCGUCUGCAUCAGAAAGACCCCAAGAAAUUUGGAGAUUCAAACCACAAGCCAGAAAUAGCCGUAGCGCUUGGCAAGUUUGAGGUCUUUGUAGGAUUCCUGCCCAUCGAAGAAAUUCAAAGACUUUUCACGACGAUCCGAAUCCUCAAGUCAAAAUUUACCAACGAGUCCCAAACGCAUUUCAAUGCUGAGACCGUGAAGGGAAUCGUGGGACGAAUUCUGAGUGCGUCCGAUGAAGAAAUUACAGAAGUAUAUGAAACACUAAAGAAGACACCUGCAAAGGAAUUUGGAAAACUUUCUUAUAUUCCAGAAUUGCUGCCUCGACUAGCUCAGCAAUAUGACAAAAGCGAUCCAGGUACUUUGGUAGCUCUUCUAACAAUGAACUUCCUCGUCCUUGACAAAGGAGAUGCGAUUUAUGUCCCAGCCGAUGGAAUCCACGCUUACCUUUCUGGGGACAUUGUUGAGUGCAUGGCACGAUCGGACAAUGUACUCAAUACCGGCUUUUGCCCGAGGGCAGACAGAGAUUCGAUUGAAACAUUCACAGAAGCUCUGACCUUCCGUCCCAACAACGCUCCGGACGCAAUCCUGGCCCCUAAGAGUACGGACAAAAGUUUGAAACGCCACACAAAGUUGUUAUCUCCUCCGAUGAGCGAGUUCGAUAUGUUGGUAACGACGCUGAAAGCAAAUGAAACAGAAACGAUUAAGGCUAUUCAAGGGCCUAGCAUCAUGAUUGUAACUGGUGGCAAAGGAAAGCUGAAGGCAGAGGGCAAGGAACACGAUGUGAAGGAGGGAUACGUUUUCUUUAUUGGCUAUAACACUGAGAUUGAGCUGGUAGCGGAGAGUGGUCUUGAGACCCAUAUUGCUUUCUGCGAAGCUCAUUAGACCACACAGAAUUAUCUGAUACUCUGAAAAACACCCCCGAGAUAGCAAGAACUUACAGAUGAUUCUGAUUCAGAG
Amorphotheca resinae ATCC 22711 is the source of this 1386-nucleotide messenger RNA. RefSeq lists its product as hypothetical. Gene Ontology annotation, biological process: carbohydrate metabolic process; GDP-mannose biosynthetic process. Gene Ontology annotation, cellular component: cytosol. The transcript is spliced from 3 exons. The record is from RefSeq and is a predicted model, not a curated record. NCBI's taxonomy places the organism in Eukaryota, Fungi, Ascomycota, Leotiomycetes, Helotiales, Amorphothecaceae. The coding region runs from base 85 to 1311 and encodes 408 amino acids. Gene Ontology annotation, molecular function: mannose-6-phosphate isomerase activity; zinc ion binding.